This is a messenger RNA of Durio zibethinus, 2739 nucleotides long. NCBI's taxonomy places the organism in Eukaryota, Viridiplantae, Streptophyta, Magnoliopsida, Malvales, Malvaceae. The record is from RefSeq and is a predicted model, not a curated record.
UUACAAAAACUCUAAUUUGAACUAUUUAUAGUUAUUUUGUUUUUAAUCAAAUCAUAAACCAAUUAUCUUUACUAUACUUUUUCAUCUGUUCUCUAAAAAUCAAAUACCAUUACAAGCAUUUACACGGUUUCACAAUCUGAAUUAAUUCAUACUUACACAUGCAUGGCUUAAUCUUUGAGACAAGCAUAUGACUACUGGUAGGAUCAACCAGGUAGCAUUCCUUCGGGACGUUGGCACCGCGUGGGCCUCGACGCACUGAUCGAGCGACGGAGAGAGCCCAAUGCGAAACGCAAGCGUCGUGUGUGUCGAGCACGUGAAAUGCAUAGCAUCGGACGAACGGGGGCCAGGAGCCCGCACCCGCUAAAUGUUUCGCAUCCGAGAGCACGAUUGAACGUCGGUGCACCAAUGCUGCCACGGAGGAUUGGGUGGCGUGCUCAGGACACCGACCACGAUUAACGUCCAACCCGUGGCCCCUCGAGACACGAGACGGAUGUGGGAUGACGAGACAUCCGAUUUUCAUCGAUCCAGGUAUGCAGCACAGGAUCCCGAUUGCGCCUUCAGGAUACGACAACCGUAUAAAGAGAGAUUGAAGAGGAUGACAGAUUGACAGUUCGAUGCAUUAAGCACGAAGCUUGCCAACACGCACAACCAUAGCACCAUUCAUAUGCCCAUUGCGUAUAAAUGACAGCAUCCACGCGCGUCGAUCCACAACCCAUCCGAUCGAUUACUUGACGAGCGAGCGAAAAAAACGACGUGCAAAAUCACGUCAUAACCGCUUGGCAUGAAAAAAACACGAUCAAAGACCACGAGACUACCCCUGAUAUCCGACAGGCAAUAAUGGCACGACACCACCAAUGCUUGGCCCGACGGGACCGCACGCUUUUAAUGUUGAAAAAAAAAAAGAAAAGAAAAUGCACCUCCCAAUGCUGGUAUAUAUAAAGAAUCAUAGUCCCGACGCUAACUUGCAAAAGCUUUCACUUUCAACAGCGUCACGGCAAACGUCACAUUUUCAAUCUCAAUCAAUAAAAUCGUUGCAUAAAAUCCUUCAAUACUGUCCACAAUUUCAGCAUCCACAAACUCCAUAGCUCAGAGCUUUAACAUGGCUCAGCCCCAAAUCCUCUUGGUAACAUUUCCGACUCAAGGCAACAUCAACCCUUCUCUUCAAUUCGGCAAGAAACUAAUAGGCAAUGGCUUCCACGUCACUUUCAUGACUGCCGUCUCUGCCUUCAACCGCAUGAACAAAACCAAUUCCCCUCCUAAGGGCUUGUCGUAUGCCACUUUCUCCGAUGGUUACGACCAAGGGUUUAACUUUGGUACCGACGAUGUCAGCCAUUAUAUGGUUGAGAUCAAGCGUUGCGGUUCUCAUACCUUGAGAGAGUUCAUUGCUCGAAGUAUCAAUCAAGGUACACGGUUCGCUUGUAUUGUUUAUAGCACUCUUGUUCCUUGGGCGGCUGCGGUGGCUCGUGAGUUUAACAUUCCGACCACCUUCCUUUGGAGUCAACCUGCUACUGUUUUGAGCAUCUAUUAUCACUACUUCAAAGGCUAUGAAGAUGUCAUUGAAAAUGGUAUCAACGAGGGAUCGUCUGUGAUGGAACUUCCGGGUUUGCCAUUGCUUACUCGCCAUGAUUUGCCUUCCUUUCUCAUUCCCUCGACUCCUUAUGUUUUCACGCUCCUGGAGUUUAAAGAGCAUAUGGAGAUUCUUGACCAAGAAGUGAACCCAAGAGUUUUGGUCAACACUGUUGAUGCAUUAGAAGCUGAAGUUAUAGCAGCUAUGAACAAGUAUCAAGUAGUGGGGAUCGGACCGUUAAUGCCAUCUGCUUUUGUGGAUGAAAAAAACCCUUAUGAAACCUCCUUUGGUGGAGACCUUUUCCAGGUUAAAAUGGAGUAUAAAGAAAUGGAAUGGCUUAACUCUAAGCCUGAAAGUUCAGUCAUUUAUGUAUCGUUUGGAAGUCUUUAUGUGUUGGCGAAACCACAAAUGGAAGAAAUAGCAAAAGGGUUGCGUGAAACUGGGCGUCCAUUUUUGUGGGUGAUAAGGGAGACUAGAGGAGAACAGAAAGAAGAGGAUCAUGAGGGAUUGAGUUGUGAGAAAGAAUUGGAAAAGCAAGGGAUGACAGUGCCAUGGUGUUCACAAGUAGAAGUUCUUUCCCAUCCAUCUGUUGGAUGUUUCCUGACGCAUUGCGGAUGGAACUCAACGUUUGAAAGCUUGGUUUCAGGGGUUCCAAUGGUGACAUUUCCUCAAUGGUCAGAUCAACCAACCAAUGCAAAGCUUGUCCAGGAUGUGUGGAAGACAGGGGUGAGGAUGAGAAAGAAUGAAGAAGGAAUAGUUGAAGGUUGCGAGAUAAAGAGAUGCUUGGAAUUGGUGAUGGGAGGUGGGGAGAGAGGAGAAGAAAUGAGAAGGAAUGCCAAGAAAUGGAAACACUUGGCGAGAGAAGCUGCAAAGGAAAAUGGAUCAUCUGAUAAGAACCUGAAAGCUUUCAUGGAAGAGCUUAACGGUUGCUAAACUUGGUAUUGGUAGUGCUCAAUGGUUAACAGAUCUUUUCCUUUGUCAUUAUCUCUCUGGGGUUAGCAUUUGCUUUUUUCCACCUAUAUUUUCGUUCCGGCAAGAUGUACGUCACAUUUGUCAAUCACGAUUUUUAAGGAAUUUAUAUCUAUCAUUCUUAUUUUAUGGCAUCGGCAUGGCAAAAUCACAAAGAAGCUUACCCUAAUAUAUCCCACAUUUAGGACAGGACUCGCACAAAA